AUCUAGUUUGCGUUGUCUUGUCGGUUGUUAAAUGUAGGAAAAUCUAAUUCAACAAUUAUUGCUUUUAUCACAGAAUAAGUAAUAGUACUCUUUAUGUACAAAAGCUAACAAGUCAUUCAUUCGUGUUCUCAAAUUGAACCAUGUUUUGAAUUAAUAGUUUUAUAUUAGAAACUGUUAAAGAGAGGUUAAGUGUCAACAAAACAGGGCGCCGUUUAGACGGCAAAACACUUAGUUUUUCAGUUUUUACACCAUAUUUCUAAAUGAAUAGUGAAAAGAGGAAUGCCCGGGGCCGUGGCCGAGGUAGAGGCCGGGGCCGGGGUCGCGGAAGAGGCCGUGGUCGCGGCAAGAAAGUGCCGAAGGUGAUGUCUUCUGAUGAAGAAGAGUGUUCUGUUGAAGAAAGUUCACAAGACCAGGAGGAGUCUUUAACUACUGAGGAGGCAAAGGAAGAGGCUGAACAAGCCGAACCCCCUAAACUGGAAGUCCCUUCCGACAUAUCACAACUAGAAGCCCCAGUAUUCACAACACUGCAGCGUGGCCCGCCAGAACCCAUGCUGCAUUUGGACUGGGACCACCGUGCAGCACUCAUUGGGGAAAAAGUCCUGAACCCCAUGAUAUACUGCUGUGAUAUCUGCUCAAAGCCUAUACUUAUAUAUGGUAGAAUGAUACCAUGCAAGCAUGUGUUUUGCCUUUCUUGCGCGCGAGCAGAUCACACACACUGUCCACGGUGUAGGGAAAAGGUUCUGCGCGUGGAGCAGACAGGCCUCGGCACGGUGUUCAUGUGCACGCACGCGGGCACGCGCUACGGCAACACGGGCUGCCGGCGGACAUACCUCUCUCAGAGGGACCUACAGGCGCACAUCAACCACCGCCACGUGUCGGGCGCCGAGCCGCACGCCGCCGCCGCCGAGCCCGCCGCGCUCGCCAUCGUCAAACCCAUCUCCGUCGGAAGCGGGGUUGGGGCGUCCAACGACCCGCGGCACGCGGUGUCGACGCGGCGGAAUCUCAUCACGGUGCCCAUUCAGGACCCGGACCCUAAUUAUUACAAUUAUUAUCAGCAACCCGUGGCGCCGGUAGGGGCGAGCGUGGGCACUAGCGGGGCGCCCGCGACGGCGGCCGCUGGCGGCGGCGUGCUGCACAACAUGAGCGUGCCGCCGCCGCAGUACUACGCGCCCGGCGCCUACCCGCCCUCCUACUCGCAACCGCAACCGCAACCAGGCGGCAGCCUGGCCCCGGCCGCGGCGGCGCCCUCGCCGGCCGAGCGCUGGCCGGAGGGCUACGCGCCCGCCUGGCCGGCGCACUACUACCGGUAGCGCCCGCCUGACCGCCGCACUACUACCGGUAGCGCCCGCCUGACCGCCGCAAUACUACCGGUAGCCGCACCGGGACUCGCUAUAGUGUGUACCAACAGUGUGGAACGCCAUGCCUAUUAAAUUAACGCGCCAUCGUAAACCUUAUUGUACGAUUCCCACCGACCGGCUGGAGUCGGGCCGCGCCGGAGCGCAUUUUCAAUGUGCCUAUACGUAUGCAGAAGCGAUGGCGUCCGUCCGGAGCUGUCCGCGAGGGCUUGCACCGUACAAAUGUGAAAUGCGCUCCGACUCCUCCCGUUCGGUGGGAAUCGUACUUACUGGAAUGCAUGAAAUAACGGUUAGUGUAAAAAAACGCAAAGUCUGUAUUACACUAACCGUGCGCGCCAGGUGUAGUAGGGUAAGUGCAUUGAGUAUGCACUUUUGUCUCAGGCGAUGCGACGAUUAGGUCAAACAAAGCUUUUGACCCGGUAGCCACGAGAUGGUAGCGUGCAUACCCCCCAAAAAGGGGGAGGGGUGAAAGGAUCGGCUCCCUAGGUCCAAUAUAUGCUAUAUUUCUUCCUGUUCAUAGCAACUAAAGGCAAGUUAUAAUCAUUUUCGUAUAGUUUGGAGACUAGGAAUUUAUUUUUGAAAUAAUUAUUAUACCUUUCCAUACAACGCAUAAAUUGGACCUGGGAAACUGACCCUUUCACUCCCCCUUUUUGGGGGGUAUGCACGGUACGAUCUCGUGGCUACCGGGCCAAAUUAGCUUUGUUUGACCUAAUCGUAUCCGUAAUCCUAAGGAACAAUCGUGCCAAGCGGCAUCGCCUGAGACAAGUGCAUACUGCUCCAUACAUUUAGACGCCUCAUCACGGACGCCUCGCCACACGCCCCAUUAAGCGUCUCCUCAGUUUGUACACUGAGAGGGAAGGAAAGAUUAGACGUUAUAUGUACUCGUGAACGUCCAGUGCAUAAUAAUAAUGCGAUUAUUGCAUCUGAUUUUCUCGUGUAUGAAUUUUAUUAUAACAGCGGUCGGCAACCGUUUAGCAGUCAAGGGCCACAUAAGUAGUUAGCGAAGUUGAAGCGGGCCGCACUUUGUUAAUAUUUGUGAUUUUAUCAUACAGUCGGGUGUCAACAAUACAUACAAAAUAGCCAGGCAGGCUCGCAGGCCGCAAGCGAGAGGUUCGUGGCCGCCUGUUGCAGACCGCUGAAUUAUAAUAUUGUUCCGAUCGUUCCUCAAAA
This is a messenger RNA of Cydia strobilella, 2525 nucleotides long. It is a transcript of the gene Hakai, whose product is annotated as E3 ubiquitin-protein ligase Hakai-like. The transcript has 8 exons. Bases 261 to 1310 code for a protein of 349 amino acids. Gene Ontology annotation, molecular function: ubiquitin protein ligase activity. Gene Ontology annotation, biological process: protein ubiquitination; regulation of cell adhesion. The record is from RefSeq and is a predicted model, not a curated record. NCBI's taxonomy places the organism in Eukaryota, Metazoa, Arthropoda, Insecta, Lepidoptera, Tortricidae.